Messenger RNA from Trichoderma citrinoviride, 2889 nucleotides. Its product is annotated as L domain-like protein. The record is from RefSeq and is a predicted model, not a curated record. NCBI's taxonomy places the organism in Eukaryota, Fungi, Ascomycota, Sordariomycetes, Hypocreales, Hypocreaceae. The coding region runs from base 1 to 2889 and encodes 962 amino acids. Gene Ontology annotation, molecular function: protein binding. The transcript is spliced from 4 exons.
AUGACCAACGCCCCAGCGGCGCAGUACAAGCCUUGGGCAGAACCGGCGGAAUCCGAUAGGGAUACCCUCGAACAGGAGGCGGACACGACAGAGCCAUCCAACGACAUUCUCACCUCAUAUCUGAACGAUUCUGCAGGCGUUCUGGAUCAAUUGGAGAAUCACGAGUCUCCAGUUUCCUCCCCAGGAAGGGCCACGACGCCUCAGAUCACCUCGCCAAGGCCUUCUCUUUCCGAGCGUACAGUCGAGACCCUUUCGCAGCUGCCCUCGUCUCCUGCUCUGAGCAAAAAGUCGUCCUCCUUCUUUGAUUCAAUAAGGCCUAUAUCGCGUGCCGAAAGUUCAACCUCAAGGCCGGGCUCCAGCUACACCUCCGGCGGCUCUGCAGGGCAUUCGUCUCGCCCGGCUUCAAGCGGAGCGCCUGAUGACAUGGGAUUCUCGAAUCCCAGAAUGUCAUCGGCCGAUUUGUUCCAGAGGCGUCGUUCAGUCAUCAGCGGCACCUCUGAUCGAGUGCCAGCUGCUGCCUCCAACAGACUGCGCCCAGCAAGUCGUGCGUCCGGAGCCGUCUCGAAACCAUCCGCCUCCAUGCCGGAUGUUAGAAGUCCUAGUCCCACUAAGCUAGGCAAGACUCCAACGAAGCCCGCUCCAAAACCGGCUCAAAAGCCUGCAGCCACAUCUGUGAAGAAGAGGACAUCAGCCCUUGGUGCGGGUGAUGGUCCGGCUGCUUCCUCCUCGUCGUGGGAUGGCACUAUUGCAUCACCUGCCCCAGCGGCGAAGGAAUCUGCUGCUGAGCCGGAGCAGCCCACUCAAAAGUCCUCGACGGCGCUUCGAGAUCAGAUCGCCAAGGCAAAGGCUGCUAAGAGAGCGGCAAUGAAGCAGGCGCCCAGCGCUGCGUCGACGACUGAUGAUGUGGCAGCCCCAUCCACCAAUGGCUUCGAUUAUGCUGCCGCGUUCGAUGACCCCUUCAACCUGAACAAGGGCCAGGACGCCGGUCAACAGGUCCUGAAGCAACGUAUCGGAGCAGCAAGAACUAGUGGAAAGCUGAACAUUGCAGCCUUAGGAUUGAAGGAAAUACCAGGCGAAGUCCUCAAAAUGUACGACCUGGAGACCAUUGGAGCCGGUGGAAGCUGGGCAGAGAGCGUUGAGUUGACCAGGCUGAUUGCCGCGGAUAACGAAAUAGAAUCGUUGGACGACGCUGCGUUCCCUGAUCUCAGCCCCGAGGAGCUUGAGAACGACGAAGAGGGCCGCGGUAAUAUAUUCGGGGGCCUUGAGACACUCGACAUGCACGGCAAUCGGCUGGUAUCCAUUCCAAUGGGCUUCCGCCGCUUCACCCAGUUGACCACACUCAAUCUGUCGUCCAACCGUCUAGAAAAUGGAUGCCUUGAAAUCAUCUCGCAGAUGACGGCCGUCCGCGACCUCAAACUGGCCAAGAACAACCUCGCUGGAACCCUGUAUCCCGGCCUCGCGGACCUGAGCGCUUUAGAGGUGCUUGAUAUCCACGGAAACCAAGUCUCCUCCCUACCGCCCAGCGUCGAAAAGCUGUCUCGGCUGCGCGUCCUCAACCUGAGCGAAAAUAGCUUUGAGUCGCUCCCCUUUGAGGGGCUCUCGAAGCUGCCCCUUACUGAGCUCGACUUGAAGAAGAACAAGCUUUCGGGGACUCUGAUUGAGGAGCCGAUAGGUUCCCUGCCGAUGCUCCAAACGCUUGACAUCUCGGUGAACAGGCUGACCCGACUUGUGCCUGCCGACGCCUCCAUCAACCUUCCCGUCGUCCACACCCUCACCCUCUCGAUGAAUCGACUGCAAGAGCUCCCGGAUAUGACCUCAUGGACAAGCUUGAUUACCCUUGCAGCAGAUGCAAACAACAUCUCCAGCAUUCCCCUGAGCUUUACCAGCCUCGAAAGAGUGCGACAAGCCGACUUUUCCAGCAACGACAUCCGAGUCGUGCCGCCCGAGAUUUCUCGAAUGGACAGCCUCACGAUGCUGCGACUGAGCGGCAAUCCGCUCCGCGACAAGAAGUUUGCUUCGGCCUCGACGGAUGAGAUCAAGGAAGCGCUGUCGACGCGACUGGAGCCCCCUCCUCCCUACGAGGAGCCCGAUACUGAUAGGUCGGAGGGUGACGAGGACUUUGCCACGCCUCCCACGUCUGCGCCGCAUUCGCCCACCAGAUCCCGUGCUCAGACCGUAGUCAAGGAGACUUGGCAGGUCAAGCCGGGCGGACUCCUGGACCGUUCCCGCACCGAAGCGUCUUCCCUGAGCCCCGAAAUGUGUGCCGAGCUGUCGAGGAGCUAUCAAAUACGGCAGGCGCAGCUUCACCACAACCUCCUGAGUGCGUUCCCCGGGUCGCUGCAGUUCUUCUCGCAGACUCUGACGUCCCUGUCCCUGGGCCACAACAAGCUCUCGGGCGAGGCCUACCUGACUGAAGAGCUGAGCCUGCCGGUUCUGACGGAACUGAACUUGAGCUCGAAUACCAUCACCAGCCUAGGUCCGUUGACAAAAUUCCUUAAAGCACCCGCACUGGAAAAGAUUGACGUCUCGCUCAAUCGCCUCACCGCCCUCCCGCUAGAUCUGAAGCAGAGCUUCCCCAGCCUCAAGGUACUGCUUGCGUCAAACAACCAACUAACGGAGCUUGAUCCAGCUACCAUCAAGGGCCUCAAAGUUGUUGAUGUGUCGAGCAACGACAUUGCUCAUCUGGAUCCUCGGCUCGGUCUGCUGGGCGGCAAGGACGGGCUCGAGCGGCUCGAGGUGGCGGGCAACCGGUUCAAGGUGCCCAAGUGGAACGUCCUGGAGAAGGGGACGGCAGCUACGAUGAGAUGGCUCCGGGGCCGCGUUCCGGCUGCCGAGAUGGAAGAAUGGAGAGCCGAGAAUGGGGAGGACGACGAUUCCGACUUGGACUAG